GACCUACCUGGGAUGAAAAGGGUAGUAUGAGGAAACGUACCGCAUGUUUUGUGUGCGCGUUGGCAGUUCGAGCAGGAUCUUCGGGCCUUUUUUCGGGGACGCGACUUUUCGAAUGCGUUGGAUGUGAUGGGCUUUGGAUCCUGUGUGCUCGAGGCUCUGAAAACCGAUUCGGCCAUUUUAAACAGUGCUUUUGCAAGGGAGGAUGAAGCGACGAUCUUUGCGAAGUGGUUAUAUGCCAAGUCUCCAGUCCCAGUCAGUAGAUGUCGUUCAAGCUUCCCACCGACCGAGAUUACCUCCAGCUACCCCGGGUCCGCAUGCCACUGGAUACACCACCACACACGACCAAGCUGCAUGAACGCAACCAAGUCCAAACCAGAUCGCCACCCCCGGAUCCCCGCAAGAAGCAGUGCGGGAGCCGGGUGCUCGCCCAGACCCAAACUUUGACCCCUAGACCGCAUACGCAGUCCAACCAGGAUCCAUGCGGCUCCGCAUACACCACUCGGACCCGCAUAGCAGGAGCCAACUCAACAACUCAGCGAGAAAAAAAGGCGGAACAAAAGGGAGACGAUCGUCAUGGCCGCAGGUCAUGUGCCUUGGUAUCUCACGCAAACGGACACCUACACCAUGCUACUGCGCUGAUCGGUUUCGGCUUGCUGGUUGCUGGGCUGCUGUCGAGCUUUCUCCGCAUUUCAGGCCCAGCCCUAACUUUGGCUGGCUGGCAUGCCCUUGCUCCUUUCGUUCCGCUCUUCCGUGCCAGUCGACUGGUUUUAUUGGCUAAUGAGUGCCCAGUGGACCACAAGUCUUGUAACUUGAGGAGUUGCCUGCGUAGUCACUAAAGUCCAGAGGUAGCUAGGGUUCCAGCUUCCAAGGGGUUCGUUACUUCACGAGAAUGACCGGGGGAGGAUCGUCUUCCUUUCUCCCGUGUCCAAUUCAAGGGCUAUGUUGUGAUUUGAGAGUGAUAUAAAAAGAUA
Messenger RNA from Aspergillus versicolor CBS 583.65, 971 nucleotides. RefSeq lists its product as uncharacterized. The transcript has 2 exons. The coding region runs from base 261 to 836 and encodes 191 amino acids. Lineage: Eukaryota; Fungi; Ascomycota; Eurotiomycetes; Eurotiales; Aspergillaceae. The record is from RefSeq and is a predicted model, not a curated record.